AUGAUCGUAUUGAUGAUUUCAUUGAUGCAAUAUGCAUUAGCAUAUGAACUUGAUGUAAAUACAUUCUCAAAUUAUCUGGAUGUCUAAAAUAGGCAUUUGCAUUUAGAAUGGUUAUUAAAUAUGGACAAAAAAUAUAUCAAUUCUACAUCAUCAUACAGAUUUUAAGUUGUGGGUCGUUCAAUUAAUAAAAUAACAUUGGAUAUCUAUAAGUUAAAUAUUUAUUCAACCUAUCUUUAAAAUGGACUGUCACUUUCACACACAAUAGACAACCCAUAUGAGGACUCUGAUCAAGGAUCGCGACUGAAUAUUCAAUUAGAUAAGACAUAUUACAAAGGAUAAUAUAUAGAAUUAUCUAUAAAAUACUCUAUCGAUUCAAAAUCUAGAUCGAUUAGUUUUAUGACAAAAGAGUAAACCUCAACAAAAACAAUGCCCUACAUAUUUUCAUAAUGUGAAGAUGCAAAUUGCAGAGCUUUGGCUCCUUUGUAAGACACUCCUACAGUCAAAUAGACUUACACUGCAACUGUGAUAUUUAAAGAUACAGAAGCAGCAGAUGUAUUUAUGUCAGCGGAUGAAAGCAAAGAAGAAUUCCAAGUGCUUUAUAGACCCAAAGAUUAAGCUGGUUUCACAUGGAAAUAUAAAUAUUUUAUUCAAAAAGUUCCAAUACCUAGUUAUCUGAUUGCAAUAGUUGCAGGUAAUAUCAAGAAAGUGCCUACAAGUACUGGAGGUAGAACAUUUUUAGUUAGUGAGCCUGAUAAAACAGAGGCAUACACUGCUGAACUUAAAGAUAUGGAAUAAUUCAUGUAGGCCAUAGAACAAUAUAUUGGUCCAUACACUUGGGGAACCUACACUUUAGUAAUAUAGCCUGCUUCCUUUCCUAUUGGAGGAAUGGAAAAUCCUCUUUUAACCUUUGCUAACCCUACAAUUAUGACAGGUACUGGGAGCGGAUUAGAUGUAACUAUUCAUGAAAUGGCUCAUUCAUGGUUUGGUAACACCAUAACAUGUGUUAAUUGGGCUAAUAUGUGGAUAAAUGAGGGAUUUACAGUGUUCCUUGAAAGGAAAGCAUCCUUAUUCCAUUAUCAGAUUCCUGAUGAAAUCAAAUUAAAUGCCAUAAUUGGAAAUACAUCCAUGUACUAGGACAUGCUUGGCUUUGGGCUUGAUAGUAACUUCUCAUCACUUCAUCCUGAUACUACCGGACUUAAUCCAGACGAUUCAUUCAGCAAAAUCCCUUAUGAAAAAGGAUACUAGUUUCUAGCUUAUUUGGAAUCCAUAGUUGGAGAAGCUGAUUUUAAAUAGAUGCUUAGAGCAUAUUUGGUUUAAUACAAAUAUUAAUCGAUUGAUCAACAGGAAUUCCAAAACUUUUUACUGAGAUACUUAUAUGAGAAAUAAGUAGAUGAUUUUUCAACUAAGAGAUACAAAAUCUUAGAAAAUUGGAACAAAUGGGUUUAUUCUCCAGGAUUGCCUCCUGUGAUUCUAGAUUUUUCAACUCCAAAAUUAGCUGAGGCUUAUGAUUACACUACUGCUUACAUCACUGCUGAUGGCUAAUAGCCUACUAAAUGGUAAAAUUAUUUUACUUUCUUGCAUUCCUAAAAAUAAGUUUUCUUAGAAGAUCUCUUUAAAUAAGCUUAGAAUAAUUUAUUGAAAAUAAAUGUUAUCAAUUAAAUGGAUAAGGAUUUAAAAUUAACAGAAGAGAAAGACUUUGAGUUGAAAUUUAGAUGGUUCAGAGCAAUUUUGACAGCAGGUGACAAAACUAGAUUUACUUAAAUUUCAGACUUUUUAGGAUCUGUUGGAAGAGGCAAGAUGGUCUAUCCAGUCUAUAGAGCUUUAAAUUAAUUGGAUCAUGAUUUUGCUGUAAAAACAUUCAAAAAUCAUGAAGCAUUCUAUCAUCCGAUUGCAAAAAAUAAUAUAAAGAAUAUCCUUGGAUUGAAAGAGAACAUUAUUUAAUGA
This is a messenger RNA of Paramecium tetraurelia, 1944 nucleotides long. RefSeq lists its product as uncharacterized. Gene Ontology annotation, molecular function: metallopeptidase activity; zinc ion binding. Gene Ontology annotation, biological process: proteolysis. Gene Ontology annotation, cellular component: cytosol. The transcript is spliced from 4 exons. Lineage: Eukaryota; Ciliophora; Oligohymenophorea; Peniculida; Parameciidae. The record is from RefSeq and is a predicted model, not a curated record.